Fonsecaea nubica is the source of this 3999-nucleotide messenger RNA. RefSeq lists its product as hypothetical. The transcript has a single exon. Gene Ontology annotation, biological process: transcription-dependent tethering of RNA polymerase II gene DNA at nuclear periphery; protein import into nucleus; poly(A)+ mRNA export from nucleus. Gene Ontology annotation, cellular component: nuclear pore outer ring. The record is from RefSeq and is a predicted model, not a curated record. Bases 1 to 3999 code for a protein of 1332 amino acids. NCBI's taxonomy places the organism in Eukaryota, Fungi, Ascomycota, Eurotiomycetes, Chaetothyriales, Herpotrichiellaceae. Gene Ontology annotation, molecular function: structural constituent of nuclear pore; protein binding.
AUGUUCUCCGCAGACACCUCGCGGACUCAGUCGCUGCGUCCCAAACGAACACGUCAGGCAGCAGGCCCCGAAGACUCUCUCAAGUUACCUCAAGCGAAGCGGAAACGAUCUGCCCUGCGACGAGACACCUUCGAACCCCUGGCCGAAUCAAAGGUUGGUGAUCUGGGAGGGAAGGAUGCGGGUGAGGUUAAGAGCAAUGGACAUGCAGUUAUAGUGGCGCCGACAAAAGAAUUGACUUUGCGAGGAGCCAAAAAAGCAGACAAGCGCGCCGACAGAGCUGUCAACACUAAUGCUGGGGUGACUUUAUCUAAUAACGACUUCUACACCGUUGCCCAGCUUCCUGCGCUCCCAGACCAGAUCAGAAAUCGACCGAACAUCCAAUAUUCGUGUGUGAUUUCUCCCGAAUACGGCUACGCUUUGGCAUUGACGCAUACCGACGCCAUAAUUUGGCCGUACAACUCAACCGCAUCAACACCGCCGUCUCGGGAUGUCAUCACCUUCAAGUUGCCCUUCCCUCCAGCCUCGGUUGGUGACCCUCUACCUCAUGCAACAUUCACGGCAAAAUCUGCGAGCGGAGAACCCGGCAUCGUCGCAGUGUCGGCGAAAUGGGGCAAGAUCGUGUACUGGGAAACCCUUUCCAACGCUUCCUCUGUGAUACCCGGUCAAGCUUCAAGCGUCCAAGGAUCGAUACCAGGGAUGAUGAGUGGCGAAGUCGUUGAAGAGCUGGUUAAUGCAGAGCCAUCGGGAUUUAUCCUUUCACUCCGCCAUGGUCGUGUGGCGCACUUGACAAUACGUGAUCAGAUGGGCCGGCCUGGAAUUGGCGUCCAGUUCCUUCGCAAAUACACGAAUGCGGCAGGAGGUAUAUUUGGAAGCAUCAGAAAUGUUUUCGGCUCCGAUCGACGGAAAGGGAUACCCAUAAUCAAAGCUGGAGGCUCAAGAAAAGGACAACGCGAUGUCGUCAUCGCCACUGAGGAUGCUGAAUUAGAAUUCUGGAAUACAAAUCUGGCUGUCGGUAACUCGCUCGAGAACUCAUUCAACUUCAAGGACGAAAUUCUGGAAGCCUUACAAUCAGCGCAGCCGGAUGUUAUGCGCUUCAAAGUUCUGGAUGUGGAACUCUCGAUAGGACCGAGCAGUGCCCUUAGCCGACGAGACAGCCAUGGUGCCCCAAUGAUAGUCCUAGUUUCCAGCUCAACGGAACUGGAAACCAGGUAUCAUAUUAUCGAGAUGAUCGUCGACCAAGGGGCGAAAGUCAAAGUGGUGCACCCGAUUAAUUGCUUUUCUUCUUCAUCGACAGAAUCGAGCCUCUGGAGACCUCGACUAUGUGUUUCGAAAUCUCAACCUGUGGCAUUCAUUAUAUUCGAGACUGCCAUCGUGCUGUUCUCCCUGGCCAGAAUACGGGAAUCGCCAUCUUCUCAAUUGCUCAUGGAACGGGAGGCAUUGCCUGAACCCUUUCAAGAUUGCGUUCGAUUCCAAGAGUCGACUAUCUACGAGGUUCUUGGCUUCGCGCUUGAAGCUUCGGAUAAACACUCAUCUCUUGUCUUUGGGGUGCGAGGAUUUGGCAUGGUGAAACUAACUUCCCAUCUUCGCGAUGACGAGGAAGUCGAUGUGGAUGAGGCCGAAGAACGAGACCGAAUCACGGCGAAGAGCAAAAUAGAACAAGCAGUCUUCUUUGGCACCAUCAAACAAAACCCCCUGGACCUCAAGCAUGCCAACCAGACAUUUCCACCUGAGGAGAUUGAAGCAGCCGCUCUGGAGAUCAGCUCGGAGAUCUUGUCUUCCUCAUCCAAGCAUCUCCCCAAGUCAGCACCCUCAAUCGACAUGCAAAUGCGACUGCGCGCCAAAGCCCUCGACGAUCUGGCCGAACACGUGAUAAACUACUAUCCCUCGGCGGUAUCUCGCUCGACGCGUUUUGGAUUACUAUUGAACGCAGAAAAGCUGGCCGCUGCCCACGCAGUGUGGAAGGUUCAGGAAGAGAUUCAACGAAAAUACCCACAACCCGACCGCGAGAUGUCAUACUUGGAUUUCACCCUUCGAGCCUUGCAUGAGUCUCGGCAAAAAUAUCCCGACCCUGAAAAGGGGGAGAAAGAUCGGGUCAGACACUGGCUUGUGAAUAGUGUUAAGAACGUCGGCCAUCUUAUGUCUGAGUUAGUCAGCUGCAUCCCGGAACUUGAACCGAUGGAUGUAACAGAUCCCAGAGUGGUUGCCGACUACUUGAAAGAAGCCGUUGAUCUCUGGAUUGCAGCAUACUCCGCAGCCUUCAAGUUUCGUGAAGACAAUGCGCCUCUUUACGGACUUGGAGACGAGGUCUUCGAGAGUGGCGUACUUGUGUCUGGCUUUCCGAUCGAGAUUCCUCAUCCUUGGACAUCAACUCCGGAGCCGUUGCGAUUCGGACAGGGUCUCAUAUACGACAUCUGCAAGUUUUUGAACGAAUGGUGGGAGUUUGCUCAUGGGAGAAAUAAAAAGAAGAAAAUGCCAACGGAUCUAGAUGGAAAGCCUCAUGAAGCACCUAGUCGAAUGGCCCUUCAAGAAUUGGCCAGUCGUCUACCAACCGAACUCGAAUUAUUUUCCCGGCUGGUGCGCGAGGAGGUCAUUCAGGCGAAAUGCCAUCUAAAAGCCAACGAAACCGACCCCGACGCAUUGAAAGAUGAACUCAGCAACCUCGAGCGCGAGGAGCAAGAAAGACUGGGUCAAGCCCUGCAAGCUAUUGCAUUGUUCAACAUGCCCGGGGCGAUUCAGCUGGCGGAAAAGUUGAAAUAUUACGCAGAUCUUGUAACCCUCCACUACGACUACUACAAGCAACUGGUGGCUGAAGCUCAAGCUGACCCAACUCUCGCUGAAGACAAUCAACGCAAACUCGAGGAGAUGCAGGAGAGAGCUGAGUCCUACUAUGGUAGAUUUGGCAAAGGAUGGGCCUUUGCUGCUUUCAGUCAGAUGCUCAUUGACGGGGAGUGCGGAAGCCUUCUAGUCAAGGGCCAGGAGGAUGGAGAGAAAGAAAAAUUCCUCACCUGGUUCUUCAGGAUAGCUCCCAAGGCUCAUCAACAGCUCGGCAAACUCAGCUGGAUCCACGAUGUUAUCUCGUGCGAUGAUUUCGACCAUGCAGCAAGGACACUUCAGGAGGUAGCUGGGGAGGAGACCAGCAAUAUUUGGAACAAGAAGACCGAGUUGGCACUCGGUAAGCUAGCUACCUUGGCUGCGGACGAGGGUAGCGGCAAGCACAGGGAUGUGAAAGCAUACGAUGAUGCUCUUUCGAUGAUCGCCAUUCAGGAGCAGGUCUACCGCCACGUCAUGGGAUUGGUCGGUGCAGCCCUCGAUGAGAAAGCCGCGAGCGAUCUGGCUGGGGAGAUCUUUGCCUGUCGAGUCGUGGCAAAGACGCCCGCUUUAAAAAGAGAGCUGAAGCAGCUCUUAAAAACCUUGAUGCAUCAGACACCCUUGACCGCGGAAGAACUGGUCAACCUGCUGACGUUGAUGGAUGCGAAAGACUGGACCGGACCUCCUGAAGAGGAUCCUGAAGUCAACGGUCAGGAGUUUAUUCUCGCUCUGAAAAUUGUGGAUGAAUCUCACCUGCCGGCUCCGAAACGAGAGGAUCUUCGUGCGCUUGUCUGGAGAAGGGCGAUGAUCCGCGACGAGUGGCUUGCUUUGAAUGAGACUGGCGGCAAAGACGACCAGCGGGUGGAGGAAGAGAUGCAUCAAUCCUGUCUGUUCCGCAUUCUACAACAUGUUUUCCUGCAGGAACAGACUGAGGGGACUCCGGCUCGUUUAUUUUCACCCAGCGACCUCCUGCGCCAUGACGCAUUCCCCGUCAGUCUCCAAGAUCGGUUGGCUGAAAGUGAAGUGGAAGGCCUUCGCAAGGACAUGGAAAAGGAACAGGCCAAACUGAGAAGUUUUAUAGAGAAGGGACGACUGGAGGAUCAUUAUGGGGGGCUGGUCACAUCUGCACAAAAGAGUGUGAGGGACGCCGUUGACCGACAGGGCGAGCAAUUAGCUGAGCAGGUCCUUUGA